AUGGGCCUCUACAAAGAGCUACCGGAAUCCCUCACCGAGGUCGACAUCAUCAUCGCCGGAGGUGGCACGGCCGGUUGCAUCGUCGCCGCAAGACUAACGGAUGCUGAUCCCAACCUUUCCAUCCUGGUGAUUGAGCGCGGCAGCAAUAAUGACCUGCCCACAAUCGCAUAUCCGCUGUUCUUCAUGCAGAACAUUGUGGCAGGCAGCAAGGCAAGCAUUUUUUACCAAACAGCGCCGGAGGAGCAGCUGGAUGGUCGAGAGAUCAUUGUCCCUGCUGGUGGUGUUCUCGGGGGCGGGUCGUCGAUCAACCUGAUGAUGUACACUCGGGCUCAGAGGUCCGACUUCGAUGGGUGGGAUGUGCCAGGUUGGUCUGCUGAUGAGAUGUUGCCGUAUCUAAAGAAGCUGGAGACUUAUCACGGAGUGGACCACAAUGGAACGCAUGGUCAUGAUGGUCCCAUUAAUGUUUCUACUGGCACUUUCACGUCUACCAAGUUCCAAAAUGAGUUCCUUUCUGUAGUGGAAGAAACGGGAUGA
Podospora bellae-mahoneyi is the source of this 534-nucleotide messenger RNA. RefSeq lists its product as uncharacterized. The transcript has 3 exons. NCBI's taxonomy places the organism in Eukaryota, Fungi, Ascomycota, Sordariomycetes, Sordariales, Podosporaceae. The coding region runs from base 1 to 534 and encodes 177 amino acids. The record is from RefSeq and is a predicted model, not a curated record. Gene Ontology annotation, molecular function: oxidoreductase activity, acting on CH-OH group of donors; flavin adenine dinucleotide binding.